Molecule: messenger RNA, 892 nt
Organism: Carya illinoinensis
Lineage: Eukaryota; Viridiplantae; Streptophyta; Magnoliopsida; Fagales; Juglandaceae
Product: 18.1 kDa class I heat shock protein-like
Exons: 1
Coding region: 218-694 (158 amino acids)
Biological process (GO): response to salt stress; response to hydrogen peroxide; protein folding
Source: RefSeq, a predicted model, not a curated record
UUAAUAGAGAACGAGAACACUCGGGAAAGUACUUGAAGAAUCCUUCAGUCCUCGUGAAAUCACACGAAGGAUCCUCCUCAAAUCUAUAAAUGGGAGAACCCAUUUUCGUGCUUCUCAAACUUGUCAGAAUUCCUGAGUGAUUUUGAAAUUCUUUCUCAACUCAAUCUUAGUCGAUUGCUCUGCUUGCAUACGUAAGUGUUAAAAAAAACAAGAGAAGAUGUCGUUGAUUCCAAGUUCAUUUUGGGGCAGACGAAGCGAUGUCUUCGAUCCAUUCUCGCUCGAAAUAUGGGAUCCCUUUAAGAAUUUUCCACUCUCUUCUUCUGUACCAGGAUCUCAGUUUGCGAGGGAGAAUUCUGCUUUCGUCAAUUCUCGCGUAGAUUGGAAGGAGACCCCAGAAGCCCACGUGUUCAAGGCGGAUCUCCCUGGGCUCAAGAAGGAGGAAGUGAAGGUUGAAGUUGAAGACGACAGAGUGCUUAAGAUAAGCGGGGAGAGGAAUGUGGAGAAGGAAGACAAGACCGACACCUGGCAUAGGGUGGAGCGCAGCAGUGGCAAGUUCCUGAGGAGGUUCAGGCUGCCAGAGAACGCAAAAAUGGAUCACGUUAAGGCUGCCAUGGAAAAUGGGGUUCUAACUGUUACUGUUCCCAAAGCAGAGGUGAAGAAACCAGACGUCAAGGCCAUUGAAAUUUCCGGUUGAAGUUUUUAGGGGGCCUCUACGUUAUCGUGUCUGUGUUUUGAAAACCAUGUUUGAUCAAUUUAAGUUGCCAAUAUCUUGUGUGCGUUCGAGAAAAUGUUUGUGUAAAUGUUGUUUUUAUUUUUUUAUUUGAAGUCAUGGAAUAUGUAUCUGAUCUAAUCCAUAACAAAUUACUCUCCAUUUCGAACUUUUUUUUCUUCA